CCGCCGGGUGUCCUGGCGCCGCCCGUCCGCGCGCACCUGGCGGUUCGCUUCUUCGUCGCCCGUCCUCCGACCCGCGCCCAUGGCCACCGCCGCCACCGAGGAGCCCUUCCCUUUCCACGGCCUGCUGCCCAAGAAAGAGACCGGGGCCGCUUCGUUCCUCUGCCGCUACCCGGAGUAUGACGGACGCGGGGUGCUCAUCGCCGUCCUGGACACCGGCGUCGACCCUGGGGCCCCGGGGAUGCAGGUUACAACUGACGGAAAACCAAAAAUCAUUGAUAUCAUUGAUACAACAGGAAGUGGCGAUGUGAAUACUGCUACGGAAGUAGAGCCCAAAGACGGUGAAAUUAUUGGUCUUUCAGGAAGAGUGCUUAAGAUUCCUGCAAGCUGGACAAAUCCUUCAGGCAAAUAUCAUAUUGGCAUAAAAAAUGGCUAUGACUUCUACCCAAAAGCUCUCAAAGAAAGGAUACAGAAAGAACGAAAGGAAAAAAUUUGGGAUCCCAUUCACAGAGUGGCCCUUGCAGAAGCCUGUAGAAAACAGGAAGAAUUUGAUGUUGCCAACAACGGCUCUUCUCAAGCAAAUAAACUAAUCAAGGAGGAGCUUCAAAGUCAAGUGGAAUUGCUAAAUUCUUUUGAGAAAAAAUAUAGUGACCCCGGCCCUGUGUAUGACUGCAUAGUAUGGCAUGAUGGAGAAGCCUGGAGAGCUUGCAUUGAUUCAAAUGAGGAUGGGGACUUGAGUAAAUGUCCUGCACUAAGAAGCUACAAGGAGGCCGAAGAGUACGGCUCCUUUGGCACAGCCGAGAUGUUGAACUACUCUGUUAAUAUUUAUGAGGAUGGAAACCUGCUCUCCAUUGUGACCAGUGGAGGAGCUCAUGGUACACACGUGGCCAGUAUAGCUGCUGGGCAUUUUCCAGAUGAACCUGAACGGAAUGGAGUAGCUCCUGGUGCUCAAAUCCUCUCAAUCAAGAUUGGGGAUACAAGACUGAGCACAAUGGAGACAGGCACAGGCCUCAUAAGAGCUAUGAUAGAAGUUAUAAAUCAUAAGUGUGAUCUCGUCAACUACAGCUAUGGAGAAGCAACUCACUGGCCAAAUUCUGGGAGAAUUUGUGAAGUAAUUAAUGAAGCAGUAUGGAAGCAUAAUAUAAUUUAUGUUUCAAGUGCUGGAAAUAAUGGUCCGUGUCUUUCUACAGUGGGAUGUCCAGGUGGAACUACAUCAAGUGUGAUAGGUGUCGGUGCUUACGUUUCUCCUGAUAUGAUGGUUGCGGAGUACUCCCUGAGGGAGAAGUUACCUGCGAAUCAAUACACGUGGUCUUCUAGAGGCCCCAGUGCUGAUGGGGCCCUUGGCGUGAGUAUCAGCGCACCAGGAGGAGCCAUUGCUUCUGUUCCUAACUGGACAUUGAGGGGGACGCAGCUAAUGAACGGGACAUCUAUGUCUUCCCCCAAUGCAUGUGGAGGCAUUGCCCUGAUACUUUCAGGUCUGAAAGCUAAUAAUGUUGACUAUACGGUUCAUUCAGUCAGAAGAGCGCUAGAAAACACUGCAGUGAAGGCUGAAAAUAUAGAAGUAUUUGCCCAAGGACAUGGUAUUAUUCAGGUCGAUAAAGCAUAUGACUACCUCGUUCAGAAUACAUCAUUUGCUAAUAGAUUAGGUUUUACAGUCACUGUUGGAAAUAACCGUGGCAUCUACCUCCGAGACCCUGUUCAGGUGGCUGCACCUUCAGAUCAUGGUGUUGGCAUUGAGCCUGUAUUUCCAGAGAACACCGAAAACUCAGAAAAAAUAUCCCUUCAGCUUCAUUUAGCUUUAACUUCAAAUUCGUCUUGGGUCCAGUGUCCCAGCCAUUUGGAACUCAUGAAUCAGUGUAGACACAUAAACAUACGUGUGGAUCCCAGAGGCUUGAGAGAAGGAUUACAUUAUACAGAGGUAUGUGGCUAUGACAUAGCAUCCCCUAAUGCAGGCCCUCUGUUCAGAGUUCCAAUCACUGCAGUGAUAGCAGCAAAGGUGAACGAGUCUGCACAUUAUGACCUCGCCUUCACAGAUGUGCACUUUAAACCUGGUCAGAUUCGAAGGCAUUUUGUUGAGGUUCCCGAGGGCGCGACCUGGGCGGAAGCUACCGUGUGUUCGUGUUCUUCUGAGGUAUCAGCCAAGUUUGUUCUUCAUGCAGUACAGCUUGUGAAGCAAAGAGCAUAUCGAAGUCACGAGUUCUACAAGUUUUGCUCUCUUCCAGAAAAAGGAACACUGACCGAAGCAUUUCCUGUCCUGGGUGGAAAAGCAAUUGAAUUUUGUAUUGCUCGGUGGUGGGCCAGUCUCAGUGAUGUCAAUAUCGAUUAUACCAUUUCUUUCCAUGGGAUAGUCUGCACUGCUCCUCAGUUAAACAUUCAUGCAUCAGAAGGAAUCAACCGUUUUGACGUUCAGUCUUCCUUAAAAUAUGAAGAUCUGGCUCCCUGCAUAACUCUGAAGAGCUGGGUCCAAACGCUACGCCCAGUGAGUGCAAAAACAAAACCUUUAGGAUCAAGAGAUGUUUUGCCAAAUAACCGUCAACUUUAUGAGAUGGUCCUGACAUACAACUUUCAUCAACCCAAGAUUGGAGAAGUAACUCCAAGCUGCCCACUUCUGUGUGAACUGCUAUAUGAGUCAGAAUUUGACAGUCAACUGUGGAUUAUUUUUGACCAGAACAAAAGACAGAUGGGUUCAGGCGAUGCCUACCCACAUCAGUAUUCUUUGAAAUUGGAGAAAGGCGAUUAUACAAUCCGACUACAGAUUCGUCACGAGCAGAUCAGUGACUUGGAGCGCCUCAGGGACCUCCCGUUCACAGUCUCACACCGCUUGUCCAACACCUUGGGCCUGGAUAUUCACGACAGUCACAGCCUUGCCCUUCUGGGCAAGAAGAAGGCGAGCAGCCUGACACUGCCGCCCAAGUACAACCAGCCAUUCUUCGUCACGGCCUUACCUGACGACAAAAUACCGAAAGGGGCAGGACCUGGAUGCUACCUUGCAGGGUCCUUAACCCUGUCAAAGACGGAACUUGGCAAGAAAGCUGGGCAGUCUGCAGCAAAACGACAAGGAAAAUUUAAAAAGGAUGUAAUCCCUGUUCAUUACUACCUAAUACCUCCACCAACAAAGACUAAGAAUGGCAGCAAAGAUAAGGAAAAGGAUUCAGAAAAAGAGAAAGAUUUAAAAGAAGAGUUUACUGAAGCAUUACGAGAUCUUAAAAUUCAGUGGAUGACAAAGCUGGAUUCUAGUGACAUUUAUAAUGAAUUGAAGGAAACCUAUCCUACUUAUCUUCCUCUGUACGUUGCACGGCUUCAUCAGUUGGAUGCUGAAAAGGAACGAAUGAAAAGGCUCAAUGAGAUUGUUGAAGCUGCAAAUGCUGUUAUUUCUCAUAUAGAUCAAACAGCCCUAGCAGUCUAUAUUGCAAUGAAGACUGACCCCAGGCCAGAUGCAGCUACUAUAAAAAAGUACCUAACCACACAGCUCUUGGGGUACCGCACAGACUCAGGUGCCUCACUGGCUGCCAGAAGAGACCAGGAGUCAGUGGAAGGAAGGCGGCUAAGGCCAUUCCGAAGAAGGUCCAUUAGCCCUGGCUCCCGCCGGUGGUCCUGCCUUGCCAUUGUUCUGUGUCUGCCAAGCACGGUGAUUCUGCAGACAUUUCGGGAAUGUCUGGAGUAGCCUUUCAGUUACGUCAGUUAUUACGUAGGAAGCUGAAGUUGUAAGUCCUCCCCACACCGAUUUAUGUGCUAAUUCGGGAGUGAGUAAUAAUACUGGUUAGUUUCAGUACUGCUUAUUUUCUUCAAAAACUUUAACUUCUAAAUAAUUAUCUCAAUUUGUAGCUAAUUGAUUUUAAACCUCACUUUGGAAAAAUAACUUUGAACUUUUUGGAUUUUGCCUGUAAAAAUAUUUUAUAUCCCUUUUAGUCCUCUAGUACAGUACUUAAAAUAAAGGUGAUAUAACUACAAGUUUUUAUCAGUCUUUCUUGCAUGUGGAGGUACAGGGAAAGUAAAUGAAAUUAACAGCCCCAGGGCAGAACAUCAUCUUCUUUGAGCUAUGGAGCACUUGUUCUCAGGGUUAGCUAUGGUAAUUCGCAGUAAAGAACCCCAGAAGUAGGAAAAUCUUCUGUGUGUGACAGAUUUGCCCACCACAGCUUGGUAGCAUUGAUAGAAAGCACUUGGGCAUAUUCAGGAAGCCGAAGGAGCCGUGGUCCCCAGAGUUGGACCCGCUCAUUUCCCCUCUGUGACCAUGGGCAGGUUGCUAAGUGUAGACACCUGGGUUUUUAUCUGUCCGUGAGGAUAGGGAAGGUGUAUUCCCUGUGGUGCCGUGCAUGCUUGCUAAGCAGCUGGACGGUGCCCAGCAGUGUUCUUGCCAAGCUCUUGGAGGUCCCUGUGUGCCAGCCACUGUGUGCUCCUGGAGCAUAAAGAACCCGGUCCCUGUCUUUGAGGAAUGGACCAGAGACUGUUGAGCACUCUAAGACUGUUACUGAUGAUUCUUACUUGGCAAUAGUGCAGCUAGAGUCAGGCUGUGCAUUACAGCACUGGCAACUGUUGUUGAAUACUUCGCUUCCAGAAUUCAAAUCAGAGUGGCAGGGUUUCUAAAGGUGCAGACUUGGACCAAACGUGUAUCAAAGGGACAUGUUCUAUGAUCUGAUACUCUCUGAACUUUUAUCCUCAUACAGUUUAUGACACUUUACAUUUUUAUAUUUCUGUCCUAUUUUGCUGUUUUUGUCAUUUUUUACAUUCAGUUUCUUUUGCAUGAGGAAGUCCUUUAAGGUGGAUUUCAACCACUAGUGUAACAAUAAUUUUCUUCCCCCAAAUAAAUUAUCUCUUCUAAUUACCUACCCUUUUGAAGACAUUAAUUAUUGUUUUAAAAAGUUUUUUUAAACUGUGAUGGCAGCAUACUUGCUUUAAAAGCUAGACUUCUGUUAAAGCCUUAAAUGUUUUGUUACCAAACCUCUAUGCCUUAAAAUGCAAAAUG
Molecule: messenger RNA, 4960 nt
Organism: Heterocephalus glaber (naked mole-rat)
Lineage: Eukaryota; Metazoa; Chordata; Mammalia; Rodentia; Bathyergidae
Source: RefSeq, a predicted model, not a curated record